AUGUCGCUCAAAGGCUAUUACGAAGCCUCGUUGUGUCCGCCGGCCGAGGAUGAUGUGUUUGCGGCUGCAGCGGCUGCGGCAAAGUGGGACUGGGGGGAAGCCCUCCUCGAUCGCGCGGCUUACAUGGUCGAUAAGAAAAACCAUACUUCCGCCCGCUGUCGAUUCAGGAGGGACGUCCUGGACAAGAGGGAGGUGGAAAUGCGGGUCACAUUGUGCCUCGCCCCGCCGCCUCUCGUCUCCUAUUUCUGCUGCCACGCCUACUACGCGGACGACAAAGGAGAAGACAACCGAUUGUUCAUCAGCGAGCCGUCCAUGUUUGCCAUGGAGGGUGACCUUGCACUUAUCACCCUCUGCCACGGGGAAUUCCACCCCUCCGCCAUCGACAACAACAAGGGCUACUAUGAAUACUUGGUGUACCAGGCAGGGAAGGAGGAACUCACCCGGCUCCCGCACCCCGACCCCUGGAUGUUGCCAAAUGAGAGAUCCCACUGCUUCAAUUCCACUUCGAUUGCUGUCGUUCCUUGCAGCAGCAAAUUUCCCACCUCAGUCCUCAGCCCCUCCGUCACCGGCCCUUCUCAGGAUGAUGAUGCCUGUGGUGCCUACAAAAUCGCAGCGCUUGGCAAGGACUUUUUCCACGACUCUGCCAAUGGCCCACACUACCUGUGCAUCUAUGACUCCAAGACCGAGGCUUGGACCCGCAAGGCAGGUGCUAUUCCACAGCCUCUGCUGCCGCCAUCCGACUUCAUCUCCGACAUGACCAUCACCAUCGGCGGCAAAAGCGGUGGCAUCGUGGGCUGGGUCGACCUCUGGAGUGGCACGCUCCUCUCCGACGUGCUAGCCGACGACACCCCCUUCCACCAGUUCCGCUAUGUCCCCCUUCCCGAGCCGAGGCAGCCGCCAAAUCGCCUCCCUCUUGCCGUUGACAUUGCAACCGCCUUUAGGGACAUUGUCCUUGUCAAAGAGACUGGCAUCAUCAGGUUCGUCGACCUUCAGGUCCACGGCCAACCCGGCAACCCUUUCUCAGAAAUCCCUAGUGGCUGGACGGUGGUCACAUGGACAAUGGAGGGGCUCCGUAGGGAUUCGGUAACCCUGGGUGAUAUGCGUUUCAAGCCGGAGCAUGAAGUCCAUUCUUGUGAUAUUGAAAACUACGAUUUGCCCAAAUCUGUCUUUGUUUCCAACCCCAUUCUCAGCUCCCACAAAGAUGGCAUAUUGUACCUCAGGACCACUGUCAGCAGCAAAACCGACAGGAACUCGCGAGUUAUCGCCGUUGACAUCAAGAAUAAGAAGCUGCUGAAGGUGGGUGAAUUCGAUAUGCGAAGACCCAACACCUACAGGCGCACUACCAUCUCCAGCUAUCUCAAGCCCCCAGUCUCAAAGGAGAAUAUGAAACGACGAGCCCCGGUGUCUAUGGGAUCCUCUCGCAAGAAGCCACAGCAGCAGCCCGCCAUCACCAACCCAGCUGAGGGAGGAGAGGUUUAUGUCGGGGAUGUAAUGGACUUACAGUAG
Triticum turgidum subsp. durum (durum wheat) is the source of this 1506-nucleotide messenger RNA. NCBI's taxonomy places the organism in Eukaryota, Viridiplantae, Streptophyta, Magnoliopsida, Poales, Poaceae. The record is from the annotation of a GenBank genome assembly.